Haemorhous mexicanus (house finch) is the source of this 1588-nucleotide messenger RNA. RefSeq names its product sporozoite surface protein 2-like. The coding region runs from base 21 to 833 and encodes 270 amino acids. The transcript is spliced from 2 exons. The record is from RefSeq and is a predicted model, not a curated record. NCBI's taxonomy places the organism in Eukaryota, Metazoa, Chordata, Aves, Passeriformes, Fringillidae.
GGUUCGGCGCUGUCGAGCCAAUGGCCAACCCCGCUGACCCCAAGAGGUUCAACCCCAUUGACCCCAUGGCCAACCCCGCUGACCCCAAGAGGUUCAACUCUGUUGACGCCAUGGCCAACCCCAUUGACCCCAUUGACCCCAAGAGGUUCAAUCCCCUUGACCCCAAGAGGUUUGACACCCUUGACCCCAUGGCCUACCCUAUUGACCCCAAGAGGUCCAACCCCGUUGACCCCAGGACCUUCAACCCCAUUGACCCCAUGGCCAACCCCAUUGACCCCGUUGACCCCAAGAGUUCCAACCCCCUUGACCCCAUGGCCAACCCCAUUGACCCCAAGAGGUUCGAUUCUGUUGACCCCAUGGCCAACCCCACUGACCCCAAGACCUUCAACCCCGUUGACCGCCAUGUCCUCAUGGCCAACCUCAUUGACCCCAUGGCCAACCCCCUUGACCCCAAGAGGUUCAAUGCCCUUGACCCCAUGGCCAACCCCAUUGACCCCAUUGACCCCAAGAGGUUCAACCCCAUUGACGCCAUGGUCAACCCCCUUGACCCCAAGACCUUCGACCCCUUGACCCCAAGAGGUUCAACCCCGUUGACCCCAAGAUCUUCAACCCUGAUGACCGCCAUGUCCUCAUGGCCAACCCCAUUGACCCCAUGGCCAACCCUGUUGACCCCAUGGCCAACCCCAUUGACCCCAAGAGGUUCGACCCCGUUGACCCCAUGGCCAACCCCAUUGACCCCAUUGACCCCGAGAGGUUCAACCCCCUUGACCCCAAGAGGUUUGACGCCCUUGACCCCAUGGCCAACCCCAUUGACCCCAUGGCCAACCCAUUGACCCCAUUGACCCCAUGGCCAACCCCAUUGACCCCAUGGCCAACCCCAUUGACCCCAAGACCUUCAACCCCGUUGACUGCCAUGUCCUCAUGGCCAACCCCAUUGACCCCAUGGCCAACCCCGUUGACCCCAUUGACCCCAAGAGGUUCAACCCCAUUGACGCCAUGGUCAACCCCCUUGACCCCAAGACCUUCAACCCCGUUGACCCCAAGAGGUUCAACCCCACUGACCUCAUGACCAACCCCAUUGACCCCAAGAGGUUCAACCCUGCUGACCCCCAUGUCCUCAUGGCCAACCCCCUUGACCUCAUGGCCAACCUCAUUGACCCCAAGAGCUUCAACCCCAAUGACCCCAAGACCCUCAAACUCAAACUCGUUGACCCCAAGACCAACCCCAACUUCUCCAAGACCCCCAACCCCAAACCCCCCAACUCCAAUGACCCCAAGACCCCCAACCCCCAAUGACCCCAACCCCAUUGACCCCAAGACCCUCAACCCCAACCCCAUUGACCCCAAGACCCUCAAACUCAAACUCGUUGACCCCAAGACCAACCCCAACCUCUCCAAGCCCCCCAACCCCAACCCCACUGACCCCAAGACCCCCAACCCCAAUGACCCCAAGACCCUCAAACUCAAACUCGUUGACCCCAAGACCAACCCCAACCCCCCCAAGACCCUCAACCCCAACCCCAAUGACCCCAAGACCCUCAACCCCAACCCCAAUGACCCCAAGACCCUCAACCCCAACCCCAAUGAC